This is a messenger RNA of Meloidogyne enterolobii, 1725 nucleotides long. The record is from the annotation of a GenBank genome assembly. NCBI's taxonomy places the organism in Eukaryota, Metazoa, Nematoda, Chromadorea, Rhabditida, Meloidogynidae.
AUGGUAUUUCUGAAAAUUAUUGCUAAAACUUUUUUGUGUCAACAAUAUUUAGAGUGUAAUGGGUUUUUGGUCUUUUUAACUGGUCAAGAAGAAAUAGAAACUGCAAUUAAUAUUAUCAGAAAAACAAAAAAGAAUGAAAAAUCAGCCGAGAAGAAACAAUAUGAGAACAUUUUUGCACUUCCACUUUAUGCAGCAAUUCCAACAGACAAACAAAAUCUUAUUUUCUCAUCUACUCCAAAUGUAAAUAUAAGUUUUAAAAAAUUUUUUAAACAAUUAUUAUUUUUAUGGGGCUCUCGAAAAGUUGUUUUUUCAACAAAUAUUGCUGAAACGUCAAUCACUAUACCAGGAAUUCGUUUAAUUAUUGACUCGGGGAAAAUGAAAAGACGCACAUUUUCUCCUCAAAAUCAUAUGGAUGUACUUGAAGUAGUAAAUAUUUCAAAGGCCCAGGCUAUACAGCGGGCUGGACGUGCAGGACGUGAAGCUCCGGGAAAAUGUUAUAGACUAUAUUCUCAACACGAUUAUGAGGGAUUUGAAUCGGUGGAGGUGCCUGAAUUGCUUCGUUCAAAUAUAUCUUCGGUUUUGCUGAGCCUUAUUAAUCAUAGUUUAUCCCGUCUUGAACAAAUGAGCAAACUUAUUGAUUCUCCAAGUAAUGACCAACUUCAAUCGGCCACGUCCGAAUUACUUGCAUUAAAUGCUAUCCAUUUGGAACAAAUAGGGGAUCAUUUGAAUGUUCAUAUAACAGAGGAAGGUCAAAGCCUUAUUUUGUUUCCAGUUGAGCCAAUUCUUGCAAAAAUACUUUUGGCUGCUUCAAGGCUUAAUUGUCUCGAAGAAGCUUGUACAGUUGUUGCCUUUCUUUCUGUUGAACAUAUUUUUCAAAAUAAUAAUCAAGAAAUUUUUUGUAAAUUAGAAACUGGGAAAUAUGGCCAAGAAGAUUCUUCUAAUUCACUUAAUACCUCUUUAGCUAACUUCAAUACUAAUGAUGGUGAUCAUGUUCGUUAUGUUAAAAUUUUUAGAAAAUAUAGUAGUGACAAAACUGCAAAGAAAGAUAAGGCUUUUGUUUUCUCUGAACUUAUUAAAACAAAUGAGAUUUAUGCUCGUGAUAUUUGUCCAAUUGAACUAGAUUGGAUUAAAGAAUCUCAGGAAAUUUGUUGUACAACAAAUCGCGAAUUGGAUCGUGUUAAGCAAUUAAGAUUAGUUACAAGUCCUUGUUCUUCAAUUUCUUCGACCUCCUCUAAUUCUCAAAGAAAAGGAAUAUUACCUAUUAAAAAAACAAAAACACCAAUAAUUGCUGAACAAAAAAAUGUAAUUCAACCUCGUAAAGUAAAAAUAACAGAAAAAAAGAAUAACAAACCAGCAAAUAAGCAAAAUGCCAAAAACAACGGAAACGAUAAAAAAGUGAAGGAAAAGGAUGAAGAAGAAAUUGAUGAAAAGAAAGAUGAAAAAGAUAAUUCAGAAUGUAAUGGAACAAGAUCAAAAUUUUCUCGACAGAAUCUCGGAGUUAGUCAUAUUUUAGUUCAAAUUCAAAAGGAUGCACUUGCUCCAGUUGAAAAAGUUAAACAAAAAUUUGAAAAUAAUAAUAGAGGCAAAAAAAUAGCAGAAAAGAGAAGAAAAAAGGAGGCAAAAGUUAAACCUCUUGUUGCUUAUGAAGUAUCGAGUGGUUCAGAAUCAACAAAAAAUGAGGAUGAAGAAAUUUUAAGUGAUGAUAGUUUAUUUCAGGAUUUAUAA